AUGUCCAGAAGAUACGAUUCAAGAACGACUAUCUUCUCCCCAGAAGGACGUCUCUACCAAGUCGAAUAUGCUCUCGAGGCAAUCUCUCAUGCAGGAACAGCAUUGGGAAUAUUAGCAAAGGAUGGAAUCGUAUUAGCAGCAGAAAGAAAGGUUACUAGCAAGUUAUUGGAGCAAGAUACUUCAGCUGAGAAGCUUUACAUCUUGAACGACAAUAUGAUCUGCGCAGUUGCAGGUAUGACAGCUGAUGCCAACAUCCUCAUCAAUUACGCCCGCCAAGCUGCUCAACGAUAUCUCCUUACCUACAACGAAGAUAUCCCUUGCGAACAACUUGUACGUCGACUAUGUGAUUUGAAACAAGGUUAUACUCAGCAUGGUGGUCUUCGUCCCUUCGGUGUUUCAUUCAUCUAUGCAGGUUACGACCCACAGAGAGAGUUCCAAUUAUACCAGAGCAAUCCUAGUGGUAACUAUGGAGGAUGGAAGGCUACAAGUGUUGGUGCAAAUAACGCUAGUGCUCAAAGUCUGUUGAAGCAGGACUACAAGGAGGACUGUGAUUUGAAGGAGGCUUGUGGAAUGGCGGUCAAGGUUUUGAGCAAGACUAUGGAUUCUACAAAGUUGAGCAGUGAGAAGAUUGAGUUUGCGACAGUAGGAAAGAACAAGGAUGGCACCAUUUACCAUCACCUCUGGGGUGCUGAUGAGAUUACGACAUUAUUGAAGGAACAUGAUUUAGCUAAGGAUGAGACUGGACCAGAUGGAGAUCGAAUAAUCAGUUAG
This is a messenger RNA of Botrytis byssoidea, 771 nucleotides long. RefSeq lists its product as uncharacterized. Bases 1 to 771 code for a protein of 256 amino acids. The record is from RefSeq and is a predicted model, not a curated record. Lineage: Eukaryota; Fungi; Ascomycota; Leotiomycetes; Helotiales; Sclerotiniaceae. Gene Ontology annotation, cellular component: proteasome core complex; cytosol; proteasome core complex, alpha-subunit complex. Gene Ontology annotation, biological process: ubiquitin-dependent protein catabolic process. The transcript has 4 exons.